GUUAUUGCGGAAACAGCUGAGCUGUGAAUCGCUUGUAGAAAAAGUUCGUCGUAGACUACGUAAUUUUGUGCCGGUAAAAACGUUUUACAGUAUCACAGUCACUCAAGAUACUGGAAUGUCACUCUACUGACAAUAACAUUCCUAUUCUUGGUAUGCCGAAACAGACUCGAACAAGGAAAUCGAAGGAUAAUGGACUGGAUUUUUUAAAUGUUACGAUGAUAAGCGCUGCAGGUUGAGAGUGGUAUUUUCUUGAACUUCUUCGAUGAGCUACAUGUCACGUGACUUGAUUGCGUUUUGAGCGCAUUUUGCAGCAGAACACAUUGUAAAUAGUAAGUGUACAUAGUGUUUGUAAAGAUGAGCUCUGGAAGUCGAUCCACCUCUCGCGGUGGAAAAGGGACCAAAUUGGAACCAUCUUCAACAAAUAAACCACAGAAGGCAGAUGCUAAAACAGAAUCACCAAAAACACUUGAUCACAAUCCUAAAACACAGCCUACAGCAGAACAGAUGCGAAUUGCACAAAUUAUUGACACUAGGACAGAAGACCCGAAUCUAAAGGACAAGAUCAAGCAAGCUAUGGACGCGACUCGUAAAACAGAGGAUGAAGUCUGUACUGCACUGCAUGACUGUGAUAAUGACCUUGACAGGGCAGUGAAUAUGCUUCUUGAAGGAAUGGGCCAGGGUGAAUGGGAAACGUUGGUAAAGAAAAAGAAAAAUCGGCAACCUAGCACAAAGUCGGAGUCGACUGUAAACAACCAGGAUCUUGAGCAGGAAGAAUGGGCCCAGGAGAGAGAAGUAAAUCCAGAGAGAGAACGAACUCGAGCCAGAGGUGGAGGUCCUCCUCGUAUGCGUGGUCGUGGAUCAUUGGAUAAUCGUGGUUGGCGUGGUCGAGAAAACAAAGAAAAUGAGAAGAACUUGGAGGAGGGUCGUGAAGGGUUUAGGCGGGGUGGCGGGAGGAUGAUGAAUGGACCGGGCAGGUCUGGGAGGGGUGGACGAGGAGGUGGUAGACUUGGUCCACGAACUUUCCAAAACAGAGAUAAGGGAGGCUUUCCAAGGUCUAUAGAAACUUGGAACAAUCCAGGUGCAGAUGAAAACACUGGUGAAUCCCUCAAAAUGGAUAAGUGGGGUGAUGACUUUCCAUCACCUGAAGACUGGGAUAACGAAGAAUACACUGGGUCUCUGGCAGACAGUAAAGUGUUCACUCCAAGUGGUGGAGCACUGGAGCCAAUAACAAACUCUGAGCCAUUGGUGGUUGAGUCAACUAAUCCUGAUCUCUCAUCUUCGCUGACAGUUCAGAACUUAUCGAGUAGUGUGGCAUCAAGCUCGAGUCAAAUGUCACAGAGUCUAGAUCUCCACCAGCCUCCCAGCCAGCUGUCACAACCUUGGCUUCAGAGUCCAGUUCCUGUUGUGGUUGGACCAUUGACUGCAGUCCAGUCAGAGUACCUGAGUCAGCUGACGCAAGCAACAGAAAAUUUGAAGUCUGCGGUAGGAAUAGGCACUAGCAGCUCUGCAGCAGUGUCGGCUGUAUCGUAUGGCACAUCCAGUAACAGCUAUCCAGUUACAUCAUCAACGGCAUAUCAACCUCCAAGUCCUCCUUCUGGCUUCACUUCCACUUCAGCUGCAUCAUUUUCGACCUCAAAUUUUGUUGGCUCUGCAAACAGUUAUGGAAACCAAAUGCAGGACCAGACUCUGGAAUCUUCAUCUGUUACAGCCCAAUGCCCAACUCAGACAUUGCCAUCACGACCAAAAACACAGCGACCAAGGGUUCCGCCUCCUUCAAAAAUCCCACAGAGUGCUGUGGAAAUGCCUGGUGAUGCAAUAAACAGCAGUAUUGGUUAUCUAGAUGUUCAGUUUGGAGGUCUUGAGUUUGGUAGUGAAACAAGUUCUUUUGAAACAUCAUCAGAGCAAUCCAAAUAUCCCAGCAAUGUGUCUGGGUCUGUGCUGGAUUCACUUCCAUCUCCCAGAACUACUUCCAACCUCGAUUUGAGUGGAACAAAUCAAACGUCUGUUUUAGACACAUAUUCAGGAACGUCUUCACAGAAGACAAACCAACCAGGCAUUGCUUCUGCACUAACACAAAACCAGAAGCUGUCUGGUGGUGAUACAAUGCUUUCAACCUCUGAGCAUAAAGUAAGUCAGCCAAGUUUCUCUCAGAAUCGGAGCUCUAAUUCAGCAGGGCUGGAUAUGGAUAAGACUGAAGUGGGUCUUUCUUAUUCUGCUUCAAAUACUGCAACAUACCAGCCUUCAUACCAGAGUCAGAAGUCUAGUGGUACUGGAUAUCAGCAGACCUCUAGUUACACGUCGUCCAACUACUCUUCCACCCAGGUUACGUCGUCAGCCGCAGUUUAUCCAACAAACCAGUCGCAGAUGAGCUACGCAUCCAGUGGGACAGUCUCCAGCUACAGCAACCAGCCCACGGUGCCCAGCUCAUCAUAUCCAAGCAAUUCCUAUUCCCAGGCGUCUGCUGGUGUUGCCUAUCAAACUGGUCCCACCUCGUACACUUCGAUAAAUCAGCAGUCUGUCAAUUCGUUCCCUAGUGCUACACCCUCAUACCAGGCAACAGGCCAGUCUGUGUAUGGAAGCUCAACUCUAGGUGGCUCUGUGAACUAUGCUGGAUCUACAGGCACAGGACAGUACCAAAACAACUAUGGAGGAAGUGUGGCGACAACGUCGCAGAACCAUACAAAACUCAGCUCUGCACUCAAUACUGGUACCAAAGAAGCACAGUAUGACACUGCAACAACAUCAAGUUCUAACUUGAGCAGCACAAACGUUACUACAACAAAUAGUGGUCUUUCAACAAAUGUUAAUGCAUCGCCUGCAUUAGGGCUUGCGAGCAGCAGCCAAACUGUGAACACAACUUCUACCAAAGUAUCAAGUUCCACAGGCAAGAGUGGCGUAGUUCCAAAUAUCCCACCGGGUGUUCCUCCGAUGCUUGGCACACAGUACAUCAUGAGCCAAGGAGGGCUUCCCUACUUCCAGCAACCUGUUUAUAGCUAUGAGGACUUGCAGUUGCUUCAACAAAGGAUACCACACGUGGCAACAGGGUAUUUUGACAUGGGUUUCCAGGCUCCAACAAGCUUAGCCACAGGAAGAGAAGGAGGCUUGGCUAGUGUAGCAUAUUCCAUGUCUGAUGGCCGUUUUACAAGGGCAGACAACAAUGCUUCACCAGUUCCUUCUACUCUUUCACAGCAGAGUGCCACUCAGGCGCAUCAACAGCCAAUGUUGAAUCCUACACCAUUGCCACCAGGUUAUGCGUACUUCUAUGGUGGAGGGAUGAUGCCAGGCAGUUUCCAGUAUGGAACCCCUGCAAUCUAUCCGAUGCCACCAGCUACGAACACUCAUGGCAGCACAAGUACUACUCAGUAUCCAAAGCCUGGAAGCUAUGGAUCUGGGUACGGUUCGGGUUACGAUGGUCUCGUGCAGAACCAAGACUAUGGCAAAACUGGCUAUGUGUCAAAUAGCCAGUCUCAGAGCAAGGCUGGAGUGGGGGCAAAUGCUGGCACAGCUGGUUCUUCUGCAACUGAUCUCAGUGCAACCAUGUAUGGAAAAUCCCAUGUUACUCUGGGCAAGGUGAAUUCGUAUGAGAAGCAGGGUUUCCAUUCAGGGACACCACCCCCAUUCAACUUACCAGGCAGCCAGAGCACACCGAUGGGGCCCAGUGGUGCUUAUGCCCCACAUCUGUUUAUUCCUGCCAUGGCGCCACAACAACACCACUCUACCCCCCUCAUCCAUCAACCGCUGCAUCAGAUGGAGAUGAGAAACCCUGGAAGACGUUCGGAAUCUGGCAGUAGCUCAAACCAGCGCUCCCAAUCGUCAGCUCAGCCAAAUAAGUCGGGUGCCAAGCAGGGUUAUAGUCCCUCUUACUGGACCCCCAAUUGAGCAGAGAAAGGCAGGUUGGGUAGGUGGGGAGGGGCAGGGUUAUAUUUGCAGGUGCUUUGUGAAUGAUACCAUAAAACAGUGCAAGGUGUUUCAUAAUUUGUGUAAAUCAAAACAUUGAUGAUUAAAUAUUUUUGUGCAUACCAAGAUCUUUUAUCUUUGAAAAUAUUUUAAUCUGCAAUGUAUUAUUUACACAAACUAUAUCCAAACUAAAGGGAACCCAACAUCAUUCGGAAGUAGAGCUCGCAAUAAAUGUAAACUCUUGAUGGAUUAAACUUUUGUAGGUCACACUCUACUUCAUAGCUGUUUGUGUUGUCAUUCUGUUGGUUACAAGGAAUUACUUUUCCGGUAACCCUCUGCCACAUUCAUUUGUGUGCUGUGGUAUUUUGUGUUAGCUUCAAGUAAAGUGUGUAGAAGAACGCCAUGCAAUAUUGAGGGACUAUGUAGUAAUAUCAUCCCUUCUCUUGUAUAGAAUGUUUUGAUCAUUGAAGAAUUAAAUGGAAUUGAAAUAAUGUUACAUAUCUUUGUUUGCAUUACUUAAUGAUAUAUAUCCACCUAUACCAUGAAGCCUGUAGAAAACGUGUAGAAGAAAUUUAAUUUCUUGAUCAUAAGAUUUAUUUGUUUUCAAAAGGCUGUAGUUCUGUUUAUUCUCUCUGUCUGUCUGUCUCUCUCUCUCUCUCUCUCUUUAAACUUGAACAUAUAGAGUUUUG
Messenger RNA from Zootermopsis nevadensis, 4586 nucleotides. RefSeq names its product ubiquitin-associated protein-like lingerer (gene lig). Gene Ontology annotation, cellular component: cytoplasm; nucleus. NCBI's taxonomy places the organism in Eukaryota, Metazoa, Arthropoda, Insecta, Blattodea, Termopsidae. Gene Ontology annotation, molecular function: protein binding. The record is from RefSeq and is a predicted model, not a curated record.